UCGAAUUAUCACUUCUCUAACAUUAAAAAAAAUCAGUGCAUAUAUUCUCUUCUCUCUUCCCAAAAACACAACCCCACUCCAUUCAUCCUCCAUAGUCCCAAACCCAUAACAAGAAGAAGCAUAAAAAAUCUAGAAAAAGAAAAAUUAAUGACUAGUCAUCUUGAACUUGAACUGUCACAUAAUUACAGUGACAGUAAUGAUGAUGACGAGGAUGAGGAGCAAGACAUGGAUGAAGAAAUAGAAGAGGAGGAAAAAGAAGAAAAUAAUUCUAAUGACUACAACAACAUUUACGGAGUUUGUAGUGGUCGUGGUCGAACAGGACUGACAGGCUUUUUCUCGGGGAAAAUUAUAGACCCGAGAGCAGCUUGGGUUCAAGAAUGGAACAGAAUAUUCUUAUUAGUAUGUGCCACUGGACUUUUUGUGGAUCCAUUAUUUUUCUAUGCGCUUUCUAUUAGUGAGAAUUGUAUGUGCCUCUUCAUCGACGGGUGGUUCGCCGUCACGGUCACGGCUCUCCGGUGCAUGACUGAUGCGUUGCAAUUAUGGAACAUGUGGCUGCAAUUCAGAAUGAACAAAUUACGCCCUAAUGAUAAGAGUCCUCGACGUUCUGUGGCUUUAAAAUAUUUGAAGGCUAAGAAGGGUUUCUUUUUUGAUCUAUUUGUCAUCCUUCCUUUGCCGCAGAUAGUGAUGUGGGUAGCGAUUCCAGACCUACUGGAGAAAGGAUCAAUAACAACAGUGAUGACAGUGUUGUUAAUAACGUUUCUGUUUCAGUAUCUGCCCAAAAUCUAUCACUCCGUUUGCCUAUUGCGGCGGAUGCAGGGUUUCUCCGGCUACAUAUUUGGCACUGUUUGGUGGGGAAUUGCUCUCAACUUGAUCGCCUAUUUUGUCGCCUCUCACGCUGUGGGAGCAUGUUGGUACUUACUAGGAAUCCAAAGGGCUGCGAAAUGUUUGAAAGAACAGUGCGAAGUUACAAAGGGUUGUGGCCUCAGAAUGUUGGCCUGCGAAAAGUCAAUAUAUUAUGGAACAAAUAGUCUGGUGAAGCACAAAAGUCGAAUCAUAUGGGGUGAGACCAAACUUGCUAGAUCGACAUGCCUAUCCUCUGAAGAAAGUUUUGAUUAUGGAGCUUAUAAAUGGACUGUUCAACUUGUUACUAAUGAAAAUCGUCUUGAGAAAAUACUCUUACCCAUUUUCUGGGGUCUCAUGACUCUCAGUACUUUUGGCAACCUGGAGAGCACAACAGAUUGGCUAGAAUUAGUAUUCAUAAUCAUCGUUCUUACUAGUGGGCUAAUUCUGGUCACCAUGUUGAUUGGUAACAUCAAGGUUUUCUUGCAUGCAACGACAUCAAAGAAACAGGCAAUGCAACUAAAGAUGAGAAAUGUAGAGUGGUGGAUGAGGAGAAGAAGAUUGCCACAGGAUUACAAGCAGAGGAUGAGAAAUUAUGAACGACAAAAAUAUGCAGCAACGCGUGGAGUUGAUGAAUGCGAGAUGAUACAAAACCUUCCUGAGGGUCUUAGAAGGGACAUCAAAUACCAUCUUUGUUUGGACUUGGUCAGACAGGUUCCUCUAUUUCAACAUAUGGAUAAUUUGGUCCUGGAGAACAUAUGUGAUCGCGUGAAGUCCCUGAUAUUUACUAAAGGAGAAACAGUAAGUCCAAAUAUAACUAGAGAGGGCGAUCCAGUUCAGAGAAUGUUAUUCAUAGUGAGAGGCCAUCUCCAGAGUAGUCAAGUACUUCGAGACGGUGUAAAAAGUUGCUGCAUGUUAGGUCCCGGAAACUUCAGCGGCGACGAACUUCUUUCGUGGUGCCUCCGAAGACCCUUCGUGGAGCGACUGCCGCCGUCCUCAUCAUCAUUAGUGACUCUUGAAACCACUGAAGCCUUUGGCCUUGAAGCUGACGAUGUGAAGUAUGUAACACAACAUUUCCGGUACACAUUUGUGGACGAAAAAGUCAAGAGAAGUGCUAGAUAUUAUUCUCCAGGAUGGAGAACUUGGGCAGCAGUUGCUAUUCAAUUGGCUUGGAGGAGAUAUAGACACAGGUUGACGCUCACCUCGUUAUCUUUUAUUAGACCAAGAAGACCAUUAUCUCGAUCUUCUUCAUUAACGGAGGACAGACUCAAGCUUUAUGCGGCUUUGCUUACUUCGCCAAAGCCUAAUCACGAUGAUUUUCAUUUUUAAAAACAACAAAAGAUUUACUUGUGGAACAUAUGUGUGGUAAUAUAGUUUGAAUGUUCUUGUUA
Nicotiana attenuata is the source of this 2231-nucleotide messenger RNA. RefSeq names its product cyclic nucleotide-gated ion channel 4-like. NCBI's taxonomy places the organism in Eukaryota, Viridiplantae, Streptophyta, Magnoliopsida, Solanales, Solanaceae. The transcript has 7 exons. Bases 148 to 2169 code for a protein of 673 amino acids. The record is from RefSeq and is a predicted model, not a curated record.